This is a messenger RNA of Magallana angulata, 1327 nucleotides long. Its product is annotated as high mobility group protein 20A-like. The record is from RefSeq and is a predicted model, not a curated record. Bases 211 to 1224 code for a protein of 337 amino acids. Lineage: Eukaryota; Metazoa; Mollusca; Bivalvia; Ostreida; Ostreidae. Gene Ontology annotation, biological process: regulation of gene expression. The transcript is spliced from 11 exons. Gene Ontology annotation, cellular component: nucleus.
UUCCAUUUCUUGAAAAACUCCUCCAUUGUAGAAGACCCUCUAGGGGCUAUUGGAAAAUGUCAACAAAUGCACAUGUUUGAUAGACCGAGAUACACACCGGCAUACUGUAAACACGUUGUAUGGUGCUUAUUAUUGUUUUAAAGACCAAGGAAUUCUAAACCAAGAUGUAAGUUGGGCGUGGUUAACAAAGACACUUAAUCAGUUAAAAAGAUGAUGGACUUGGGUAACCAUGGAAACAAUGCCAACAUGACACUGGUCAAGCUGAAUCUGGAGGGGUUUGAUGAUGAUGCGUCAAAAGAGGGAAUCGCAGUCGAAUCUUCGUUUGCAUCAGGAGAAAAUAGUCUAGUUAUGACCCCUACCAUGUCGGAUCUACCCACAGUGGGGCUACAACAGACUACAGAAGUGGAGGGCGUGGCACCAACAGAGAAAAAGAAAGGUGGUUGGCCAAAAGGAAAAAAAAGGAAAAAGAUGAGAGACUCCAACGCUCCGAAGCCGGCACUAAACGGCUACCUACACUUCCUGAACGAGAGGCGGGAAAUCUUACGCAGAGAGAAUCCAACCAUGGCCUUCGCCGAAAUGAUCCGGGUUCUGGGAGCCGAGUGGACCAAAUUACCGCAACACGAGAAACAGAGAUUUCUGGAUGAAGCAGAAAAGGACAAGGAGCGUUAUAACAGAGAGAUGGAGGCCUACCAGAAAACCGAGGCAUUUAAACUCUUCAAGGCACAGAAAGAGAAGAAAAUGAAAGAAAUGGAAGCCCAGAGUAGUUCUUUAGAGUUGAUGGGGGAGAGAGAGGAGGAUGAGAAAGGAGCCUUUGACAUUCCAAUCUUCACCGAGGAAUUCCUGGACCAUAAUAAAGCUCGUGAAGGAGAACUGAGACAGCUGAGAAAGCAAACCACAGAGCUGGAGGAACAGAACGCAAUCCUGAGUAAGCACAUUGAGAGCAUGAAGCACGCAAUCGAGAAACUCGAGAUAGAGGCUGUGCAACAACGCAGCACAAACAUGGCGCUACAAGGUCACCUUGACAACCUCCGAACCACGCUUACCGACAACUUUAACUCUGUGCCAUUACCAGGCACCAGUGAGCUUCCUACCCUGGACACAAUAGACAACUACAUGGCCAAGCUCCACAACCUGAUCCUGGACUCCCCCCAGGACCAUCAGGCCCUCAUAUCCAUGGUCAGGGACGUGAUUGGUCGGCUAAAUAUAGACCAGGAUAAGAUGUGAGGGGAGAGAUGCUCAGACCUAUUCUAAGUGUUGUCGCUGAAAACAACACAACUGUUAUAUAUGUUGUAUUUGAUCUAUGUGCUUAAUAAAACAUGAAACAACA